AUGUCAGGAAAGAUCAACGAAGAGCUCAUUAACGACUAUGACUUACCAUUCCCGGACGAUCUAUCGUCGGUCAUCACGCCUCACACGGAGGGUCGGCGACAAGCCUUCAUGAGUACUGAAUUCAUGGAUGAAUCGACGUUGAUGAUGGACUACUUGCUGGUGGGCGGUUAUCAUGGCGUGACGACAACUCCUGCAACUUCCAACUUCUCGAUGACGCCGACAAAGAUUGGCGGCAAGGAGGACUCCCUACCGCACUGCAAGAAGGAAAGGUUGCUGAAGCAUGACGCAGUGGAGAAUGAUAAUGAGGAGAAACAUACAAAAGGAAUACUUGUACUUGCUAGAUAUUUAAAAUCUCACCAUAAAUUAACCCUCUAUAUAUAUAAUAUAUGUUUGUGCAGGGACGAGCAGCUAAUAAUUAAGAAUACAGGAAAGAAGAGGCAAAGAGAAGCUAGGUUUGCCUUCAUUACCAAGAGUGAGGUUGACCACCUUGAAGAUGGCUACCGGUGGACGAAGUAUGGGCAGAAGGCAGUCAAGAACAGCACUUAUCCGAGAAGCUACUACCGGUGCACAUCUGAGACAUGCAAUGUAAAGAAGAGGGUGGAGAGAUCUCACCAAGACCCAGCCACUGUGAUCACCACUUAUGAAGGCCAACACAAUCACCGCAACACUGCAACCCUAAGGAGUAAUUCCCUGAUGGCCAUGGUGCCGUCGGAUAACAUUAUAUUGCAGCGUGCUGUGUGCCCAGGAAACUAUACCAAGUGUAGCAUUAACAACAAUAGUACUGUCCAUGGAGUAGUAUUCACAAACACUAGCAUGCACUUGCCGUCUCUACCAUCGCUUCCUCUUCAUUAUCAUCAGCUUCAAUUGCCAGCCGCCGCCUCCUGCUGCAAGACAUUCUGUCAACGCCUACCGUCGCCAAUGAAUUAAGCAAGGCAACUACGUUAAUUAAUGAUUAGUAUGAGUGCAUUAACACUCUAUGUUUCUCCCUGUAUGUCUAGCUUGCUAGGUGUGUCCACUAUGUUGGAAAUUAAAUUUAAUUGUGGAUAGAGAUAAAAUAUCACUACAAUAAAAAC
Messenger RNA from Zingiber officinale, 1073 nucleotides. Its product is annotated as WRKY transcription factor 23-like. Gene Ontology annotation, biological process: regulation of DNA-templated transcription. The record is from RefSeq and is a predicted model, not a curated record. Bases 1 to 927 code for a protein of 308 amino acids. The transcript is spliced from 3 exons. Lineage: Eukaryota; Viridiplantae; Streptophyta; Magnoliopsida; Zingiberales; Zingiberaceae. Gene Ontology annotation, molecular function: sequence-specific DNA binding; DNA-binding transcription factor activity.